AUGGUUGCCGUAGGGUGGCACAGCGUGCGUCGGGCUGGGACGAGAGCGGCCAGUGGCACCGUGGCCUCAGGCCUCUGCGCCCCGACGGGGACAUCGCUGCUGUGGGCGCUCCUGAAGGGUUUGGUACCAUGGCGGGCUGACAGCCGGACAGCCAGCGUGCCGGACAGCCAGUGUGGCAGACAGCCGGACAGCCGGGGUGGCCGGGUGUCCAGCAGCAGCAAGGCUAAGCUGCUGCUGGAGGGGAGGCAGAGGCUGAGCACAGUGACAAGGCAAGCAGAGGCGACGACUUGGCCAGAAAAAGGCCCAUUUGCACAGUACCUGACCCAGGAGAGCAGAGCAGUACCACUGAUGGUAACUGGCUCACCAGAGAAGUUUGCGGUGGUGAGGCAGAUCCAAGCUCUACCCAGCAAGUCGAGGUCUGGAUCAGUGAGUGCAGCAGAGGAGACACAGCGCAUUCUCAAGGUGCUGCGCUCCAGUGAAACUCCUUUUGUGAAGAAGCAACAAGUGAUGGACCACGUGUUUAGGGACUGUUGUCUCAAGAUGGCUGAGGAUCAGAAGAGCAUGGAGAAGGCAGAUGUGGAACAUGGUGACGUGAAAGUACAGCAGAGCAAUGGGCAGGCUCCAGAUGGUGUAGUAUAUGGGAAACAAUCUGACCACAUCUCCGAGGCAAACCCGAAAUGGUUCAUGUCAUCCAACAACAGCUUCCAAUUUGAUUUUACACUUUCUGAGAUUGACCCAGAAACAACUGGCACAUCUUUGGAAGCAGUCCCUGGUGUCAGUGGUGCUGAGCAGAUACAAACCAGAGCCACCAAGCAGGAGAACUGGAAUGGAGCCUUGGGUUUUGCUGCCUCUGGGCAAGAACCCAAGUUUGCUUUCAAUUUUGCCAUCCCAGAUGAAGACUGUCCUCUGGUUCCAUCAGUUCCUGCAAGCCAAUAUACAGAGUGUACAGCAAAUCAUGAAGUGCUGGGUGAUUCACUGCCCCCUGAAUCAGCAGGUAUGCUGCAGAUUUCAGCCUUGCAGAAGCCUGAAUUGACUCAAACUGCAGGUAGUGCACCCAAAGAGGAUAGAAGCCACGUCACAUUACAGAUCCCUCAACCAGAGACUGCUCCUGGAGAUGAGACAGUAACAGAGAAAUCAACAGCAGAUGGAGCUGCCCAGAAGAAGAAAAAGAAGAAAAAGCAAAAAACAUCUGUCAGUAAAAAGGAGACAGAAGAAACUGACAUCAACAGGAAGGCAAAGGCAGAAGCUAACGAAUGUCAGAACAAAGAUACUUCCCACCAGGAUGAGACCUCUCAGCAGUCAGAUGACCAUCUGUGGAGAGAGGUGGACUGGUGUGUGGAACAGCUGGAACUUGGCCUGAAGACACAGAAAGCCACUCCAAAGCAGGUCGAGGAGGCUCUCCGUGCGAUCAAGACGCUGCGCAAUGACAAGGCUCCACUGGUGAAGAAACGUCAGCUCAUGAGAACCAUGUUUGGAGACUACAGGAAGAAGAUGGAGGAGGAGCGGUGCAAAGAGCUGAAGCUCAUGGAAACAGCUGUGAAAUCUGCCAGGGUUGUGGAAGUGAAGGGAACCACCCGCAACAAGAACUGCCAGUUCAUCCGAAAGUGCUCAGGAGCUUGCAGGAAAAGCCAAGGUUCAGCGGGAUCUCCUUCAGAGUCACCCGGGACACUUAACACAGGCUUAUUCAAAUUCACAACUUCCCAAGAAGAGUUUCGCUUUAAUUUCUUGUAG
Molecule: messenger RNA, 1731 nt
Organism: Charadrius vociferus (killdeer)
Lineage: Eukaryota; Metazoa; Chordata; Aves; Charadriiformes; Charadriidae
Product: chromosome unknown open reading frame, human C8orf33
Exons: 7
Coding region: 1-1731 (576 amino acids)
Source: RefSeq, a predicted model, not a curated record